Messenger RNA from Panicum hallii, 1945 nucleotides. RefSeq names its product transcription repressor OFP2-like. Gene Ontology annotation, molecular function: DNA binding. Gene Ontology annotation, biological process: negative regulation of DNA-templated transcription. The record is from RefSeq and is a predicted model, not a curated record. The coding region runs from base 466 to 1566 and encodes 366 amino acids. The transcript has a single exon. Lineage: Eukaryota; Viridiplantae; Streptophyta; Magnoliopsida; Poales; Poaceae.
GUGGCUGCCUUCCUGCCUGCGUCGCCGUCCGUCUCGGCCGGGCUUGACCUGAGCGCGAGCCGGAGCCCCCUUCGGCCCUUCUGAAGCCUGCCUGAGCCUGAGACCCCUGCGGUGGCUUUCCCGCGUCGGCCGUAUCCGGUGUGGGGGCCCACGCCGCGGAGAAGGAUUCCGUGGGGAGGGAGGCCGGAGGCGACGCGCGAGCGCGAGGACAAAAGGCGCCUCGCGUCUCCGCGACUCCUCCCGCUUCCCCCCAGUCUACUGCGCGCCAUUUCCUGCGCCCCUCUACUCUGCUCGGCCUCAUCUUCCCUGCGCUGCGCAGCGCCUCUGCCCCCUCGUGCAGAGCAAGCUACGCAGAACAGCAAGCCACCAAAGAGACAUAGCAUCGCAAGCGUAGCACAGUGCACGCCGAGGCAGCCUCUCUUUGCUGUCGUCCUGCAUUCUUCUCAUCCUCUGUAAGCAGAGGCCAUGGGGCGGCACAAGUUCCGGCUGUCCGACAUGAUCCCGAACGCGUGGUUCUUCAAGCUCCGCGACAUGCGCGCGCGGGGCGGCGGCGCGGCGGCGGCCAGCCCGCGCGUGGCGGCCGCGCACGCCGCGUCGCGGCCGCUCCCGAGCACGCCGAGGCACGGCGGCGGCGCGUGGCUCCCGCACAGGGCGUCCCACUACUACACGCCGCGGGCGGGGGACAUCGUCCUGGGAUCAUCGCCGCUCCACCCCAGGGCCUCCGACACGCGCUUCCCGCCGCUGCAGCUAUCGCCGCCGCGCCGGUCUUCCAGGCGGCGCCACCACCGGAGGCGCUGCGUCAAACUGGCGGCACCCUCCUCGGUCAGCAGCAGCAGCGGCGUCGCGUCCUCGCCGGCCUCGGCCGCAGGGUGCCGCUGCUGGCGCCGGCCCGAGCUCGUGGCGGUCGAGGCGCCCGACACCCCACCGUGCCGCCGGGACAUGUUCGUCGGUUACAGCAGCGACGAGGACCUGAAGAAACCGACGCUUGCCGUCCGUGCCGACGACAAGCUCGACGGCAAGGUGUUCACUUCCGCUACGGAGAUCAUCAUCGACCUGCGGACCAAGAGGAGGCCGGAAAGGACGCUCCCGCCGAUCACGACCAAGCCGGCGAGGAAGGAGCCCGACGGCUGCGAGCUGGAGGACAAGCACAUCGACGUCCUGAAACACGCGACCCAGCGAACACCUCCUGCUCCCGAGCAGAGCAAGCUCAAGCCGAGACGAUCCGUGUCGUCGGCGCGCCGCCUCAAGACGCGCGCCAACACCCCGCGCAUCGCGUCGCCCAAGAAGUGCAAGCCACCCGCGACGACCCCGCGCUCGCCGACGCCGGCGCGGACCAAGCCGCCGCCCCUGGCCGAGAGCUUCGCGGUGGUGAAGUCGUCGCGGGACCCGAGGCGGGACUUCCGGGAGUCGAUGGAGGAGAUGAUCGCGGAGAACGGCAUCCGCACCGCCGCCGACCUCGAGGACCUCCUCGCGUGCUACCUGGCCCUCAACGCCGCCGAGUACCACGACCUCAUCGUCGAGGUGUUCGAGCACAUCUGGGUCACGCUCACGGACGUCAAGAUGUAGCGGAGCUCGUGCAAAAAUGCAACGCGCUCUUUGCAUGGUGACUUCAACGGCUCCCAUCGUGCCAAGAGUGGUGGCUGCAACUCGUAAUUAGAAUCCUGUUACUGGUCCUAAAUUAGCAUGCAAAUAUUUUUCCAAUCCUGUGAAACUACGAUGCUGUUCUUCCCUUUGCCUCGAUGAUACUGUAGCAGUUGGCUGUGCCUAACACCUGUGCACUGUAAAGAUGCUGAACCAGGUAAACAGUAACUGUAACUGAUAUGGUCUGGGUGUGUGGUACUAAACUGGGAAUCAACUCUGGUGUAUGCUGCUCCAUAAAAAAAAACUCGGGCACAUGCUACAUGAGCUUCAAUGGUUAGAAAAAAAAUUCUUCGCACUGUUAAAA